Messenger RNA from Diorhabda carinulata, 8978 nucleotides. RefSeq names its product mesoderm induction early response protein 1-like. Lineage: Eukaryota; Metazoa; Arthropoda; Insecta; Coleoptera; Chrysomelidae. Gene Ontology annotation, cellular component: nucleoplasm. The record is from RefSeq and is a predicted model, not a curated record. The coding region runs from base 286 to 1419 and encodes 377 amino acids. Gene Ontology annotation, molecular function: histone deacetylase binding; transcription corepressor activity. Gene Ontology annotation, biological process: negative regulation of transcription by RNA polymerase II. The transcript has 7 exons.
AUUACAAAUUACAAGUUGAAGCAAAACAAUUUAGUCUUAAAACUGUAAAUCAUAAACUUACGAUGAAACUUUCAUGGGAAAUUGAUAUGAGACAUCAAUAUGUGAUGCGCGCCUAUUUUCCAGUGAUUCCUAACCUCAAUCAGCCAGUGUUUUGAUCAUUAACUGUUUGUAAAUAUUUUCGCGUUAUUAUUGUUUUAUGACAAUAGUGAUUAAAUGCAGUGGCAGUGCUAUAGUAUAUAUUUGAACUGAGUUAGUCAGACAAAUACGUGAAAGCAGUUUAAUAACAUGGAACAAUUUAUUUCUUCGCAGAGAAAUGGAAAAGACAUCGAUUCCCCAACAAAAGAUAAAAUAUUUGACCCUUCAAUUGAUAUGCUAGUGAAUGAUUUUGAUGAUGAACGUACAUUAGAAGAGGAAGAAGCUUUAGCUGCUGGAGAGUUUCAAGAUCCAGAUGCUGAAUUGUCUAGUUUACAAAAGGAGAGUAAUAUGCCCCUUGAAGAAUUAUUAGCUUUGUAUGGUUAUAGAGGUGAAAAUCAGGAAAACGAAAGUCCUGUAGAGGAAAAAGAAGAGGACGAACCCAAUGAUUGUAGCCCUGGAACGUCACGCCAAAUGGAUGAACAAGAGAGUUUACCUUCUCCUCCAGAGGAACCUUCAAGAUUGAAAGAACUUUAUGAACCUAUACCUGAGAAUGACCAUGAUGAGUCACGUUUGUUACGCUCUGUGUCUAGAGUGAGUGAAGAAGAAGAAGAGGACUAUGAUUAUAGCCCAGAUGAAGAAGAUUGGCGAAAGGUUAAUAAGACUAUUAUGGUUGGUAGUGAUUAUCAAGCACAAAUUCCCGAAGGUUUGUGCCAUUAUGAUGAUGCCCUUCCAUAUGAAAAUGAAGAUAAGUUAAUUUGGGACCCUUCUGUACCUGGAAUUGAUGUAGAAGAGUUUUUGAUGAAAGCGUCUGCCAUAACUAAACCUCCCAUACCCUUAGGUACACAGUUGAGAGAUGACGAGCAAGCUUUAUAUAUGUUACAACAAUGUGGUCACAACAUCGAUGAAGCAUUGCGUAGGUUGAGAAUGACAAUACCUGCUAAUUCAGCAGAGACUAUGAAUGAAAGUCUUUGGUCUGAAGAAGAAUGUCGAAAUUUUGAAUCCGGUAUAAGAUGUUAUGGAAAAAACUUCCAUAAAAUACAACAAGAUAAGGUGCGAACAAGGUCUGUAGGAGAGCUUGUUCAAUUCUACUACCUCUGGAAAAAGUCAGAAAGACAUGACAUUUUCGCAAACAAAGCUAGGUUAGAAAAGAAAAAAUAUGCGCUUCAUCCAGGACUAACUGAUUUCAUGGACAGGUUUCUAGAAGACCAAGAUAGUCGGGAUAGAAGCUCUUCUCCUAAUGUGCCUUGCAGUGGUGGAAAUGGGAAGGCAUCACCGGAUGCUUGAUCUCUUUUAUACAGUUAUUGGUUACACAGAAUGAACCAAAUUAUAGCUAUAAAAUCUGUAUCCAAUUCAGUACAUCACUUAAUAAUGUUAUUGAUUGAAAGUAUAUGAGUUAUUUUCAAUUUUACAUGUUAUUAGUUCUAAAUUUUUUCCAUUCAGUGAGUUAAUGUUUCAUAAAAUUGAUUUAUUUUAAACAUUGUUGUGUGUAUUUAUCGGACAAUUUAAUUUUAUGAUUUGUUUUAUGCUCUUCAUAAUAUUGUUAUUACAAGUAUUUAUUAAGGGUCCCAUCUAGUGAUGUCGAGAGUAACGUUUUAUAAAGUGCGUCUACUUGUACAAAUCACGUAACUCAUUAAAAUGAGAUAAAAACAUUAUAUGAAGACAAUAUAAACUUCUCAUUUUGGUCAUUAAAAAAACCGUGGAAUAUUUUUUAAAUUUAUUUUGCAUCAAACUAUGUGGAGGUUUUCAUUCUUACAUUGUAUUGGCUACAUGUCAUGAAGGGCGAAGCUUCCUUGGAUAUGCCUUGCUACAUUUCCAUAUCAAACAGUCAAUUGUUAAUGCCAAGAUAUACUCGCUUUGACUUGAUUUUACUUAAGUGCUUCUGUAUAAUCCCAUUUUCUCUUUGCCUUUCAUUUUAUUUUUCUUAUGUAAGCCUAAACAUGAAUUUUAACGUUAUUAGUAAUGCCUUUCAACCCUUACUUUACACACUUAUUGCCACAUGGGAUCUAUUAAACCCCACGCCGAAAAAAGUUUAUUAUUCCUAAAGUUUUUAAUAUUUUCAUUUAAAACAUUUUUUAAGAUAUUUCAAUGUAUUAUUUAGAGAUCGAAUGCAUAGUAAUGUUUGAAUUUCAAUUUUUAAGUGCUGAAAAAAAUAAAGUAUCCGAAAAAGUGAAAAAUUUUUCACAAAAAUGAGCCGCAUUUUUACAAUUUUUAAUAUUUAAAAAAAAAGUUUCGAGGUAUAGUACAAAGGUAUUUAUUUUGCAAUAUAAAGUGUGAAAUAAAUUUUUUACAUAAAAAAAUGUGUUACAAAAACACGUAACUAUUAGCAACAAAUAAACAUAAACAAAAAUAAAAUUCUAAUCAUCACCAGCACAAUAAGUGCAUAUAUAUGUACGAUGCAAAUGGCGCAUAUGCCUCACGCACAACGGGCAUUGCAAUUUGUUUUGCAAUCAUCUGACCAUUUGCAUAACGCGCAUCUCUAUGCUAAUCCUCCUCCUCUCUAAUAGACUCUGCUUGUAUACUUAAAAUACCUACAAUGCCCAGUCUAAGGUCUGCACACAAGGUUAGGUUCUUGUGCCGAUUUUCCAAGAAUGGUUUAAUUAAGUACCUUGCUAAUUUUUGUUGGCAAUCUCUGCUUGUUAAGUGUUCUUUAGAAUUGAUAUUGUGUUGACCAUUUGUAACGAGCCACGUGCCACGACGUCGGGUACGCUCUCUAGCGUCUAAUAGACGGAGGUCGUUUUCUUCAUCUUCCUCCACUUCCAUGGAACUUUCGCCAGAGAUGUUGUCUUUCGAAGAAGAAUUGUCAUCUUCGGAGACAUGAUCUUCCUCGUCGGAAGACGCUUGGCCAAUUGGCUCGACAUUGUCAUCCUCAGCAAAGAGCAUCUCUCGAACAGCUCGUGGUCGCAAAUUAUACGCCGUCUAAAAAUCAUCCAAAUUAAAUUGAAAAUAAAAAACAUAUAGCUUAGUAUAAACAUCCAAAAAAUUGAAUAUUACAACCAUUUUUUUUAAAUUUUGAACUCAAAAAUAGUUUACACAUGCUGGUACAAUGGACCCCACCUCAAUUUCGACACUGCUUUGAGCUAAUGCUGCGUACAACUGACUCCUUAAAAGUAACAGGUGGUCUAACAUCUGAACUAAAGGUAGAGGGCGCGACAAACCAUAUUUUUAGGGAUCAUUUAAAUACAUAAGAUUGUAUAUAGUAUGGGGUCCACUGAACCCCACGUGUCAAUUGAGGGGUUAAAAUCAUUCAUUAAAUCUUAUUUUAGAUUGGCUACAGUACAAAGUUGAGAAUUUUCUAUUAUAACGAGAAAUAUGAAAUAUUAAUUUCCCAAAUAAUUAUGAAAUUAUUAAUUCUUUUCAUAUUUCGUUGAAGUAUAACAUGAUUAAUAAUUUGAUGAAUGGUUUUUACUUUUGAAAAAUGACACCAAAUUUUCACUACCCACUUGUCAUCUGUUUCUUAUAUUAUCGAUAUUUAAUUUAAUUCCUUAUGCUUAAAAAUUAUAAUAUGGACUAUAUUUUUAUAUUAUUUAUAAGACUACCUCAUUAAAAUAUCAAAAAACUUACAUGACUAUUACUGGUAUUAUGUAAUUAACAAAUGUCAUUGCAAAAACUUUCAGAGUGGUAGAUUGAAUAGUUAUAGCAUUAUUCAGUUUUGGAAAUUAUUAUGGUGCUAUAAGAAAUCUGUUGAACUUUUGAACUUGAAAAUUUAGAAAAUUAUUGAUUCCACAAAUUCACAAUUUUGUAUGGAAAUACCUACGAAAUCAGUUUAACCUUACUCUAAUAUUGAAACAUAAUCAUAUAUCUUUGACAUUUAUAAUAAAACAAAAAAUAAUUGUUUUUAAAGGAUUCAAAAUGUAUUCUCUAUAGUUUGCAAUAGUGGCUCUUCCAUAUAAAUGUUGUUCUCUGCUUUAUUUCUCAAUUUUAAAUAUACGACAUGACUGACAGCACAAUUUUUGUACAUGUAAAUGUGUUAAGUUAGAACCGUUGAUGGUAUUCAUACUGAACACACUAUUUACAUCGACACUCACGCGUGUUUCGAUACCAAGUUAUCGAAACACGCACCGGACAAUGUAAUCGUGAGUGUUUGUGUUGUAUUUUCAUAAAUAUCUACCAUAUUUAACGAACAAAUUAAAACACUUUAAUUAAUGAAAGGUGGAACUCAUGUUACUUCAAAAUCUGUUAAAGCGCCCAAACAAAUUUUACGAAUGUUUUCGUAUAUGUUUAAAUAGAUUUCUGAAGGGAUAGAAGAAAUUAUACUAACAAAUCAAAUAUUGACAAACGUAAGCUCCUAUUAUGAUAGUUUUUCAAUACAUACCCUAAAAAGAUGAAAUAAUUUUCCUGACACACUUUUAUUUAUAAAAAAAUUUGUUCUUUUUAUACUUAUAGUUAGUCAUUAACUACAAAAGAGAAAAAUACAACAGACUUGAGACUCUUUUCUGUAAUAUGUGGUGGAAAAUAUUCAAGUUUAGUGUAAUGAGAUUUAAACUACUGUAUUUUACUUGAUAAUUUUGAAGAUUUGAUAAUCUUUUUUGGACGUCAUAGUUCAACAAUUUUCUUAUAUUUCACAGUUCCUAACAAUAUUAGCAUUUAAUCAGGAAUGUUCUAUCCAAAUAUUUUCCAAUUUUCUAUGUUUACUUUCUAAUUCAAAACACGAUUUAACCCCAUAUAAUUCACAUUAGUUUUAUAAUUGAAUAUAUUAAUAUUGGUAUCUCUGGCAGAAGCGUGGCUUAAAAAAAUCCCCCAGCGGCAAAAAUAUGAUAAUAAUAAUUGAAUUAAUAUUUGACAAUCACAGUAUCACUAUCACUCAAGCUUUAUAAGUGAUAAAAUCUGUAGUAAACGGCCUUAAUUUAAUAUUUAUUGUAACAUUAAUAUUACCUAGAAGGAAAAACUGCUGCAAUGAUUUAAAUAUAAAACAGAACAUAAAUAAAUGUUUGUAAUAAAAAGAGAAUAGUAUUUGAUUACUUGAAUAAGAGGAAUAAAUUAUCAAAAUAUUUUGAGAAAGACUUAAAAUUAGUCGAAAUGUCAAAAUUUAUCUUUCUUUUAAAAAUUAUUAAAAAAAAACUAAUUUUAAAACAGAAGACACCUAAAAUCAAGAAAAUUUAGAAACAUAAUCAUAUCAAGAGGUCUAAGAAAUAAGAAAUUAAAGAAAUACAUAAUUUGAUAUCGAUAAAUUAAUUUUGAAAAACAAAUAAGGAAAAUAGAAAUAAAAAUAUUAAAUAAUUAUAGAUUUCUUUACAAACAGGCAUCGAACAAUCUAUUUUACAGUUGGUGUGCUAUUUAGUUUUUGUUUUGUUUUUUCUGCGUUUUGAAAAAUCCACCAUUACAAUAUUUAUUUUCGCAAACCGUCUCUGCAAACACUGCGAACUCCCAGGGGUUCGCGAACCAGUGGUAGUGAAUUACUGCUCUAUUAUAACCGGUUAGAUGUUUUUUGUCACUUGCAUAACCUAUUGUGAUUUACUCCAACAGUUUAUUUACUAUCAGUGGUUUUUAUGUUCAAAAAAAUGAUUUCAAUGCUUGCAAAUGAUCACUUGUACUGAUAAAAACUACAUAUGUAAUAAAUAAAUUUAUUGAUUGAACGAACAAUUCAUAAUUACCAGAAAAAAUAAUUGUUGAAAAUACUUAUGUGAUUGUAAAAAAUCAUACUUACAAAAUGGAGCGAACAGACUUUCAUACUGGGAGUUACAUUUUUCCAAUUUGCACCGCUCUUAUCCAAGCUAUACGUAUAUCAAUAAUUUCUUUCUCACCAAAUUUGUUUAUUCUUUAGACAAAAUGUUUAUUAGAAUGUGGAAACGGCAAGCUUUGCUUUUACAACCAAGUACACAUCAACACAUUUUUAUUUUUUUUUUUGCUGGCAAUUCUAUAACAACACUUUUUCAAUUUUUAGAUACUAAUUGUUAAUAAUUAUCACUUUAAAUAAUAUACAAUCAAGCAAUAAAAUUAAAAAUAUAAUUAUUUCCACAUAAAUAUUUGUAUACUCGCAAUCAGCUGUUAUUGGUUCGACCUACCUACUCUGGUAUUAAAUAUCUCCACUAGAUGGCGCACCUGAGUGCUAGAGAUCCCAAUAGAUAUUUAAACAGAUUAAAAAAUAUUAAUGAAAUUCGAUUCGAUAAAUUUCUUUGAAGUUUUAAAAUGAUGAUAAAAUAAAUUGAAAAAUCUCGUAAAAGGAUUUAGUUUGUUGGAUUAGUUCUUUGUAGAAAAACUUACUACUUAGAGUUACUGCUCCAAAAAAUUUGGAAAUAUUUUAAUUUUUGAUUGUACCAAUUGUUUCUCUUGUCGAACAGCACAAACUUGAGCAAUGUACUAUGUAGCUGACAAUCUCCUUAAAUAUAUAAAAAACGCGAUUUAAGUAGCACAUUGAACAUUUUCUUCGUUGUAGUGAAUCUACAUUUACCUGGAACUGAAUAAUUUAUGAAGUUGCAGAUAGGUUAAAAGUGUAUAUAUCGUAUAUUUACAUGCAAAUGACUAUCAUACUUUUGUAUGUAAUAAAUAAUCAUUAGGUAAGGAAAAGCUUCUUCGAAAUAAUAUCAAAUAUUGUUGGGCCUCACAUUAGUAGAAGAAACUAUAAUAAUGUCUUUGUAUUUUACUAUUUUAUGGUCGUUUUCCUAAAAAAAAAAUAUUAAACAGAAAAUUGACAAAUUUUUACAAGGGUAUAUUUAAGUUGAUAUAUUGUAUCAAUGAGUUAAUUAUUUUUAUUAGAUUCAAAAAUCGUUCCAGAUGAUUGGAAGAAAACAUACCAAUAAUAUUGAUAAUUCCAUCUAAAUAAUAAACUUAUUAUUAAUAAAUAAUUUUGAAUAACUAGUAACUCUUACUGCCUCAGUAGUUAAAGUUCUAUUAGUAUAUUUUUUAAUAGGUACUUGAAUUUUUUAAAAAGUAUUUAUUUCUUUGUUUAUCUUAAAAGGUCUUGAUAUGAAAUAAUGUCAGAAAGUAAAGUAUUUAAUCAAAAGUAAAAAAGUAAGAUCUAAAUAUUCAAUUGAAAUUCCAAAAAUUUUCUCAUUGGUUUUCAGUUUUGAUAUCUUAGGUUUAAUAAAAACAUUGAGCAGUUAUCUGCUUGAUUAUCAUGAGGUUAUCUUUGCCAGCAAUGGGUGUACUGUUAUAAUACAGUUUUUAUUUAUUAGUUACGUAUAAAUAAAAAAUUUUUGUGUGAAUGUGAAUUGCUAAAAUCUCCUCGAGAUAUCUAUCAGCCUUCUUCCGUGAACACAGUCGCCCCUAUGAAUGAACACAGGGUCGGUUAGUGCUCCUAUAGAAAUUGUAUCCGAGAUCAAACAGCAACCACCUUCGUAAGCACUCCACUCUUCAAAGCAGCAAUCUGUAAAUUGGUCUUUUGGUCUUCGAUAAACUUUUCUUCUUCAUUGGUUACCAUGGAGGCAUAUUCUGGUCACAUCUGAGAACAGCACAGAUCCUCAUUGUUCCAACAUCCAAUUCAGAUGAACCUUUGUAAAACGCAGUUUUGGACCAAUCUCAGGUGUUUUAGGGAUCAGGUUCUUUUUCUGCAAUCUUCGUCUUACUGUCUGUCCACUGACUAAUAGUCACUCCUCGUAUCACACGGAACUGUCGUGACAAUUGACUAUUUCUUAAUGUUGUUGACACAAUAAAGCGAUCGUCACGAGCGGUUGUAAAUCGCCUUCUGCCUGUUCCAGGUCGCUUGUGAAAUUAUCCAGUCUCCACAUAACAUAAUCAUUUAAAAGAAUAUAUAGUAAAAGUCAAAAGUUUACAGUUUGGUGAAGAAACAAAGAAAAUUUGAGACGAAUACUUGAGGAAACCUCUGAAAAGGCACUUGAACAGUGUUUUGAAGUGUGGAUUAGUCACUGUAGUAUCUUUCGAUUGCAAAAUCAUUAUAAUUUGAUUCGCUUGGACCAAAAUUUAUUUUGACAUUAAUUUACUUUUUAAUGGUGAAUUAACUAAUAUGUGUGGAUUAAAUUGAAACUAAUAGGCUGAGGCAAUGGCUCUAAAUAUCUUGAGAGUUUGACACAUUAAUUGGUAUUUAAUUAUUGGAAAAUAUAUUUUGAAAUGAGUCAAAAUCAAUGUUCAUAUAUUGUUUCGUCAAUGAAUUGUUAAAUAUCCAAUAGAGCAAAAAUUUAAGUUAAUUCUUUUAAUUUUAUCAAUAAUUGAAAAUAAUAAGAGCAAUAAAAAUCCAAUUGAAAAUUCUUUGUCGAAAUUUCAAUUGCCAGUAUUUAACAUUUGGUAUAAAUGAAGUUAGUCCGUCCAUUUUCGUAUGAACUUUCAUUUUGAUUUUACUCUACUAGUAAUGCAAAUAUUUUUUGUAGUAGUGUCUUAUCAACGUUGCCAUCAUUCUCGAGUAAAAUUUUUUUAUUUCCAUCGGCAACAGUGGGUUAGUUUUUGAACACUCUAAUAAUUAUUCAGAAUUUCUGAUCAAGUUGUAGUUUUGUUCGCGGUAGAUAUCCUGAACAUGCUUUGGCAUGGAUCGAAAUUGUGCGUUCGCGGUGCUAAUAAAACACAUUCUGUGUUCGUGGAGCACAUAUUUCUAAUUCCGAACGUGUUCUGAAUACGUCCAGUGCAUCCUCGUACAUGGGUAAGGCUUAUGUACAAAUAUCAAAAAUAAACCUUCGGCCUGUUAAUUAUAUACAUUUUAUUUUCCUAGCUAGUUUUGAAUUCAAAUUAUAAUUUUAGAUGUUUAUAAAUCGUUCGUGGAGGAAUGUAUGUUCAGAACUAUUUCUGAACAAAGCAUGCGCAUUUGACACGUUCAAAAGAUAUGAAGAAUACAUUCGGAAUGUGUUCACAUUAUAUACCGCGAACGAAGCUAAGUUGUAAUUCUAAAUUAAUGUUAAAUGUUUGUGAAAAUUAUGUGAAAAAACGUCUGACAUUUAGAAAUCCAAAACAAAUUAUAU